CUCUGACUCCAUGGGUCCUGGCCUGCUUCGAAGAGGGCGAAGAAACCACAACAGCCUUCGUGGAGCCCCUGGUCAUCAUGCUGAUCCUUGUGGCCAAUGCUAUCGUGGGCAUAUGGCAGGAACGCAAUGCUGAGAGUGCCAUUGAGGCCUUGAAGGAGUAUGAGCCUGAGAUGGGCAAGGUGAUCUGCUCAGACCGCAAAGGUGUGCAGAGGGUCCGCGCCCAGGACAUCGUCCCUGGAGACAUUGUAGAGGUGGCAGUGGGAGACAAAGUACCCGCUGACCUCCGCCUUAUCAAGAUCAAGUCCACCACCCUGAGAGUGGACCAGUCCAUCCUGACAGGUGAAUCCAUGUCUGUCACCAAGCACACAGAUGCCAUCCUAGAUCCCAGAGCUGUGAACCAGGACAAGAAGAACAUGCUAUUCUCUGGCACCAACAUUGCAUCAGGGAAGGCCCUGGGCAUGGCAGUGGCCACAGGCCUGCACACAGAGCUGGGGAAGAUCAAGAGCCAGAUGGUGGCAGUUUAGCCAGAGCAGACGCCACUGCAGCACAAGCUGGAUGAGUUUGGGCGGCAACUAUCCCAUGCCAUCUCUGUGAUCUGUGUGGCUGUGUGGGUCAUCAACAUUGGCCACUUUGCCAACCCGGCCCAUGGUGGCUCCUGGCUCUGUGGCGCCAUCUACUACUUGGUGAUUGCCAUGGCCCUGGUGGUGGCCGCCAUCCCUGAGGGCCUCCUGGCUGUUAUCACUACAUGCCUGGCUCUGGGCACAUGGCGUAUGGCACACAAGAAUGCCAUUGUGCGGAGCCUGCCAUCUGUGGAGACCCUGGGCUGCACCUCCGUCAUCUGCUCUGACAAGACAGGCACCCUCACCACCAACCAGAUGUCUGUGUGCCAGAUGUUCGUGGUAGCUGAGGCUGAAGCAGGCUCCUGCCGUUUGCACGAGUUCACCAUCUCAGGCACCAAUUAUGCCCCAGAAGGUGAAGUGAGACAGGAGGAGUGGCUCGUGCGCUGUGGGCAAUUCGAUGGGCUGGUGGAGCUGGCGAUGAUAUAUGCCCUGUGCAAUGACUCAGCGCUGGACUACAGUGAGGCUAAGGGCAUGUAUGAGAAGGUGGGAGAGGCCACAGAGAUGGCUCUGACUUGCCUGGUGGAGAAAAUGAAUGUGUUUGACACCAACCUAUAGGCCCUAUUGCUGGUGAAGCGAGCCAGCGCCUGCAAUGGGGUCAUCAAGCAGCUGAUGCAGAAGGAGUUUACUUUGGAGUUCUCCUGAGACAGAAAGUCCAUGUCCGUAUACUGCAUACCUACUAGCCCUGGCCUGGCGGCCCAGGGCAGCAAGAUGUUUGUGAAGGGGUCUCCUGAGAGUGUGAUUGAGUGCUGCAGCUCAGUCCGAGUGGGAAGCCACACGGUACCUCUGAAUGCCACCUCCAGGGAGCAAAUCCUGGCCAAGAUUCGGGACUGGGGCUCAGGCUCAGACACACUGCACUGCCUGGCGCUGGCCAUUCGGGAUGCACCCCCAUGGAAGGAGGAUAUGCAGCUGGAUGACUGCAGCAAGUUUGUGCAGUACAAGAUGGACCUGACUUUUGUGGAGUGUGUGGGCAUGCUGGACCCCCCAAGGCCUGAGGUGGCUGCUUGCAUUGCACGCUGCCACCAAGCUGGCAUCCGUGUGGUCAUGAUCACAGGGGACAACAAAGGCACAGCUGUGGCCAUCUGCCACCAACUUGGCAUCUUCGGGGACACAGAGGAUGUGGUAGGGAAGGUCUACACAGGUCGCGAGUUCAAUGACCUCAGCCCUGAGCAGCAGCGCCAUGCCUGUCGCACAGCAUGCUGUUUUGCCCGUGUAGAACCCGUGCACAAGUCCCAGAUCAUAGAGAACCUACUGUCCUUUAACGAGAUCACUGCCAUGACUGGAGAUGGGGUGAAUGAUGCCCCAGCUCUGAAGAAAGCAGAGAUUGGUAUUGCCAUGGGCUCUGGCACAGCUGUGGCCAAGUCAGCAGCCGAGAUGGUGCUAUCAGACGACAACUUUGCCUCCAUCAUGGCUGCAGUGGAGGAGGGCCAGGCCAUCUACAACAACAUGAAGCAAUUCAUCCGCUACCUCAUCUCCUCCAAUGUAGCCGACGUUGUCUGCAUCUUCCUCACGGCAAUUUUGGGCCUCCCGGAAUCCCUGAUCCCUGUGCAACUGCUCUGGGUGAAACUGGUGACAGAUGUUCUACCUGCCACAGCCCUGGGCUUCAACCCACCAGACCUGGACAUCAUGGAGAAGCUGCCAAGAAACCCUCAUGAGGCCCUCAUCAGUGGCUGGCUCUUUUUUCGAUAUCUGGCUAUUGGAGUGUACGUGGGCCUGGCCAUGGUGGCUGCCGCCACCUGGUGGUUCCUUUAUGAUGCCAAGGGACCUCACGUCACCUUCUACCAACUGAGGAACUUCCUGAAGUGCUCCAAGGACAACCCACUCUUUGCUGACAUUGACUGCGAGGUCUUUGAGUCACGCUUUCCCACAACCAUGGCCUUGUCUGUGCUGGUGACCAUUGAAAUGUGCAACGCCCUCAACAGUGUAUCAGAGAACCAGUCGCUGCUGCGGAUGCCACCCUGGCUGAACCCUUGGCUGCUGGCCGCUGUGGCCAUGUCCAUGCACUUCUUCAUCCUACUGGUGCCACUCCUGCCCCUUAUUUUCCAGGUGACCCCACUGAGCAGGCGCCAGUGGGUGGUGGUGCUCCAGAUAUCUCUGCCUGUCAUCCUGCUUGAUGAAGCCCUCAAGUACCUGUCUCGGAACCACAUGGAUGCCUGUCUUUAGGCAUGCAUUCUCAGGACAGUCUCCUGGGCAUGGAGUGGGCAGCUACUGACCACCUCUGGGACCCCAGACCACACUGGAUUGCCCUCUUUGGGUGAGGGAGCCAGGAUCUUCUCACUGUCAGAGCUGCUUAGAGUGAGAAGCAGGGGCAAAAAAAAAAAAAAAAAAAAAAAAAAAACCUCCCUGUUCCUGGGAGUGCGAACCAAGGCAGUAGCCCCCAGGCCAGGCUGCUGCGGAGGGUCUGGAUUAGGCCCAGCAAUGGCCAAGGCCUGCCCUGUAGCAGCUGGGUCCUUGAGGGCCAUCUCUGGCAGGGAUGUGUCCCAGCUUCGGGAGGGAGUCUGA
Enhydra lutris kenyoni (northern sea otter) is the source of this 3119-nucleotide messenger RNA. RefSeq names its product sarcoplasmic/endoplasmic reticulum calcium ATPase 3-like. The transcript is spliced from 20 exons. Gene Ontology annotation, molecular function: P-type calcium transporter activity; ATP binding; ATP hydrolysis activity. The record is from RefSeq and is a predicted model, not a curated record. Lineage: Eukaryota; Metazoa; Chordata; Mammalia; Carnivora; Mustelidae. Gene Ontology annotation, cellular component: membrane. Gene Ontology annotation, biological process: calcium ion transmembrane transport; intracellular calcium ion homeostasis.